AUGAUGAGCUCGAAGAUGAUGCGACUCUUCAUCUUGGGCCCUGCAUUUGGGCUACCUUCGAUUGACGCAGAAUGUAAUGCAGCUGUUGCACUGCUCCAGCUCCGCGUCAAAGACCAACACGAGCUGAUCCCAACGCAUGACCAAACACAUCGACUGCCCUUCCUGAUCGAUGGCCAAGCACAAGUCUCUGGCUUCAACAACAUCGUACGCCACUUCGCGAACAGACGCAUAUCCGACGAGGCCGUCCGGCUAGAUGCAAAGCAACGCACCGAUUCUCUUGCCUUCACGUCCUUCAUCGAGUCCAACGCGCAGACACUGCUGGACAUAUCGCUCUACGUCGGCUUCGAGAACUACCGCUACACGACUCGUCCCGCCUUCACCAAGAUUCUGCCAUGGCACAUCAACUACAUAAUACCACCACAACGACGCACAGCUGCUAGAUCACGAACAGAACACUUGGCCAUAUCGAGCAUUGAUGUCGACAAUGUGCACGAGGAUAUGAGCAACAAGCCACCAGGUUAUGAAGGAGUAGGGAAAGAGCAGCCCGGAUUCGAGGCGGAGGCAAAGCAGAGAGCAAGCCUGCUUCUACCACGCAAGGAUACACUGAGGAGUCUUCUGCAGAGACCUGAGCAUGCAGCAGUGUUCAAGUUGAAUGCUCUGGUAGACAACUUCUUCGAGCCGUUGCACGAGGCACUCCAACAUAACGACUACUUGCUCGGGACUGCAGAGCCGACCUCGAUCGACUGCUUACUGUACGGCUAUCUCAGUCUCAUCUUGUACCCACAAGUACCACAAGACUGGCUAGCAUCAACCAUCAAGCGGAAGUACAAGUCGCUCGUGGCCUACACCGACCGACUACAUAGCUUGUUAAGCCUUGCUACCGACGCUGAUCACGUUCUUCGGCUAUCACAAGUGGCUGCAGCUCACGCGCAUGAUAUGUCGCUGCCGUGGAAAGCACCCAACACUUCGACAAUGUCUGCAACCAUCAAGGAGAUUCGCCAUGGGAUCUGGAUGCAGCUACCUGUUGUUGGUGGACCACGGUUGGCUUUAUCAAACGCGAAGCAGUUCCCCUACCUUGAUCGGAACUUGGGCAAUAUGGUACUUUCCUUAACAGCUUCCCUUGCCCUGGCUGGGUAUCUCACAAUCCGCUUCGGCUUUCUGUCAUGGCCACACGGCGAAGAAGUCCACAUCUUUGGUCGCAGGCGUAUGGCAGACUAUGGUCAUCUCGGCGAUGCUCUUGCUGGUAUUCGCCUUUUAGGGCCUCAGGCUGGCCGAUGA
Fulvia fulva is the source of this 1278-nucleotide messenger RNA. RefSeq names its product Metaxin-like protein. Gene Ontology annotation, cellular component: SAM complex. Lineage: Eukaryota; Fungi; Ascomycota; Dothideomycetes; Mycosphaerellales; Mycosphaerellaceae. The record is from RefSeq and is a predicted model, not a curated record. Bases 1 to 1278 code for a protein of 425 amino acids. Gene Ontology annotation, biological process: mitochondrion organization. The transcript has a single exon.